GACAGUCGCUGUGUGUGAGCAAACUGCAGCUGCUAACUCCUGUAGCGUAGUAGAGUGCGCUGAAGCUGCCCGCUGUUUUCCGCAUUUUAAAGUAAUUACAAUCGCUCCCGUAUAUCAUGGCGCCUUCUAAAAAAUGGCGAUAGUAUUCAGCCUUGUUUCGUUAACUGUCGCCAAGGUUUUGGAGUUCUCUGGACUUGUGGACAACAGGAAUGCCCUGCGGACCAGGAAGAUGGAGGAGAAAGCGUUAGAAGUUUACGAUGUGAUUCGAUCAAUCCGAGACCCGGAGAAACCCAGCACCCUGGAGGAGCUGGACGUGGUGACGGAGAAAUGUGUGGAAGUCCAGGAGCUGGCAGAGGACGAGUACCUCAUCAUUAUCAAGUUCUCUCCAACUGUCCCUCACUGCUCACUGGCCACUCUGAUCGGUCUGUGCUUACAAGUGAAGCUACAGAGAUGUUUGCCAUUUAAACAUAAGUUAGAAAUUUAUAUUUCCGAAGGAACCCAUUCUACGGAAGAAGACAUUAACAAACAGAUCAACGAUAAGGAGCGAGUGGCCGCUGCCAUGGAAAACCCCAACCUGAGAGAGAUCGUUGAGCAGUGUGUUACCGAACCAGACGACUGAGGGGAGGAAGCUCCAGCUGCUUGAAGCAAAGUCUUUGGGGCUGCAAAUUCUUUGUGUGUGUGUGUCUCCACAGAACCUGAGAAUAUUAUACAAAGGAUUCCUGAGCAUCUGUCUGAAGGAAGAAGUUUCUGUUGACUCCAAAGAGUUUUUGGAGGGGUGUUCAGAGUAAAGCUUGAAUACUGUGUAGUGAAUUAAAGGCACAAUCGGGAGCUAAAAAAAAACACAAAUGUAUAUUGACCUUCUCAUCAUUCCCACCUGGACAGCCUUUGUGGUCGUCUGUUGAGUUCUGUUAGAGGCAACAUCAGACGCUGCUGAGGAAGUGGGCCAGAGAAAACCGAAAAGACCUCCUGGCCUACUUCCAUCUCAUCCUCCAACCUUUGUUUUUUUGUUUGGGCCAUGCUGUAGGCUGAGAAGGAUCUGACUCUUGAUCUCCUUUUGUAUAUUAAAACAGUAAAAAGCAUGGAGAUUUUUUUUUUAUCUUUUCUUGUGAUUAACUAAACAGGCAAAUUUCUCAGAUUCAAGUCUGAAUACAAAAACAUCUUUUCAGAGGUGAUUUUAAUUGUUUUGUUGAUGAUGUACAAAAGAAUCAGGUAUUAAGAGCUACUUUGUGUGACUGACAGAAUAAUGGAACAGAAGAAAGCAUGUGUAAGUUUGUAGCAGGUUGCUCUUGUAUAUAAGUUUUAAUGAUUUUGUUUUGCCUAAUCUAUUGAUCUCCAUAAAAGGAUUGUUGCUGAAAAUUCAAUGUUAUGCUCAUAUACAGUACAUGAGACACUGUUUUUGUAAUUGGCAAUGUUUCUCUGUAUUUGUUUCUUAUAAAUGAAUGAUAAAAUACAUACAGUGUCUAUAAAAAAAA
Messenger RNA from Stegastes partitus (bicolor damselfish), 1472 nucleotides. It is a transcript of the gene ciao2a, whose product is annotated as cytosolic iron-sulfur assembly component 2A. The record is from RefSeq and is a predicted model, not a curated record. Lineage: Eukaryota; Metazoa; Chordata; Actinopteri; Pomacentridae. The coding region runs from base 134 to 619 and encodes 161 amino acids. The transcript is spliced from 5 exons.